Ilyonectria robusta is the source of this 1278-nucleotide messenger RNA. RefSeq lists its product as uncharacterized. The record is from RefSeq and is a predicted model, not a curated record. Gene Ontology annotation, biological process: mRNA splice site recognition. The transcript has 3 exons. Gene Ontology annotation, molecular function: mRNA binding. Gene Ontology annotation, cellular component: cytosol. Bases 1 to 1278 code for a protein of 425 amino acids. NCBI's taxonomy places the organism in Eukaryota, Fungi, Ascomycota, Sordariomycetes, Hypocreales, Nectriaceae.
AUGGAACUCAACGCUCCUUUCAACUCGGUCCCUGCCAACGGCGGUCCUGCCCCCAACCAAAUGGCCUUCUCCAACGGUACUCCUCCCGCCACCGACAUGGGCUCGGUUGCCCCUCCUCCUGGAGCAGGUGGUGAUGCCGCCAAGACGACUCUGUGGAUGGGAGAACUUGAACCCUGGAUGGACGAGAACUUCAUUAAGGGCGUGUUCUUGUCCGCUGCCGGAGAGACUGUCAACGUCAAGGUCAUCCGCGACAAGAACUCGGGCAAUGCUGGAUACUGCUUCGUCGAAUUCCAGUCCCCCGAUGCGGCCACAAAGGCCCUGGGCCUCAACGGCACUCCCGUCCCCAACAGCUCCCGUCAGUUCAAGCUUAACUGGGCAUCUGGCGGCGGUCUUGUUGACCGACGUGAUGACCGCGGCCCCGAGUACAGCAUCUUUGUUGGUGACCUCGGCCCUGAGGUCAACGAAUACGUUUUGGUUUCUCUCUUCCAGGCGCGCUUCCCAUCCUGCAAGUCUGCUAAGAUCAUGACCGAUGCCAUGUCCGGCCAGAGUCGUGGCUAUGGGUUUGUUCGUUUUUCCGAUGAGAACGACCAGCAGCGCGCUCUUGUCGAAAUGCAGGGCGUUUACUGCGGCAACCGCCCCAUGCGCAUCUCCACUGCCACCCCCAAGAACCGCGGAAACCACGGCUUCGGCGGCCACGCUGGCCACCAGAACGGCCCUAUGAUGGCUGGUGGUAUGCCUCAGCAGCAGAUGUGGGGUGGUAUGCAGGGUUUCCCUUACGGAGGUUUUAACCCGGCCACCCAGAUGAACCAGUUCACCGAUCCCAACAACACCACCGUCUUCGUUGGAGGUCUUUCCGGCUACGUUACCGAGGAUGAGCUUCGAUCGUUCUUCCAGGGAUUCGGCGAGAUCACCUACGUCAAGAUCCCCCCUGGCAAGGGCUGCGGCUUCGUUCAGUUCGUCCACCGCCAUGCUGCUGAGAUGGCCAUCAACCAGAUGCAGGGUUACCCGAUUGGUAACUCUCGCGUCCGUCUGAGCUGGGGUCGCUCGCAGAACAACUCUGGUGUUGGUACCCCCUACCGCCCUGCCCCCCCUCCGCCUCACUACAUGGGCAUGCCCAGCCACGGCCCCGGUAACUACGGUCCUCAGCACUUUGGCGGACCUGCUCCUGGUCCCCAAGGUCCUGCUGGACCGCCGGGACCUCCCGGCCCUGCUGGCCCUCCCCAGGUAUGGCAGUUGCCCCUGGAGCCCGUUGCGGCCCAACGUGUUUACCAUGGCUGA